Molecule: messenger RNA, 1542 nt
Organism: Saccostrea cuccullata (small rock oyster)
Lineage: Eukaryota; Metazoa; Mollusca; Bivalvia; Ostreida; Ostreidae
Exons: 1
Coding region: 85-1542 (485 amino acids)
Source: RefSeq, a predicted model, not a curated record
UAGGAAGUGAUCAGGUACAAAACUGGUUUCAGCAGCUGUGAUACAGACUCCCACAGACUGGUCCAUCUCGGAAAGACGAGCGAGAUGUUCAAUACAGCCUUUAAAGAACAUGGGCGGACCAGUCCUGGCUGUGACGGCAGACUGACUUGGGACAUGGACUCCGAGGAGAGGCGUGGCCUGAAUACUCGGCUUCGGCUAAAAUGCAGCAGGUGCCCUUCUGCGUCCGAAAUGCACAACCUCUAUGAGGAAGUGCAAACCAACUCAAGGGGAAGGAAAGCCGCAACUGUCAACUACGGCCUACAAGUAGGUCUAAGUCAAACCCCCAUCGGCAGCUCAUCACUACGCAAAAUUCUUAUGGCCACCAAUACUCCACCGCCUUCUGAGUCUUCACUACAAAAAACAAGUAACACCGUCAUGCAAAAAGUAGUCACCCUUAAUAAAUGUGAUAUGAAGGAAAGAUGCAAGAAAUUAGUUAAUAUUAAUAAAUUGCGGGGGGCACCAAACCCAAAUAACAUAGGAAUACAGUGCGAUGGGAUGUAUAAUAACCCUCUCUACUCUGGGGUGGGGGAAACCCCCUUCCAGCCUGCUACCCAGACCGUCUUCUCUCUUGCAGAAGAUGUGACCAGUAGUCACGAGAUAAUAUCCCUAGUGACCAAAAACAAGAUAUGUCCCGAGGGUCAGCACCUCAAGAACAAUCCAAGCCAUGUGUGCACUGAGCAGACAUGUGGGGCAAAUAUACCCAUGACACAAAACAUUGGUGACGAAUUCACAUGGGCCAAAGAGGGCAUACAAGACCUUCUCAAGAAUGAUUUAAAUGUCAAGGACAUUACAUCUGACCCCGAUAGUACAAUAUUCAAGGCCGCAGAGUCUUUGUAUGCGGAGGGCAAACUAUCGGACGAACCGCGACAUUUUGUCGACACUCGGCACCUUGCUGAAAAUGUCAGAAAGGCCAUUAAGAAAGAUGAAUCUUUACAGAAAAUUAUGCCCAAAAGUACUAAAGCUGAAAGAACCAAACUCCUGCAUAACUUUGCUAUAGAUUUUACAGACAGAUGCACUGGUGAGAUAAACCAAGCUCAAAUUAAAUGCACAGGUCAUGCAAGCAAAAUUAAGAAGCAACUCUCUUAUGUGAGUGAUGCAAUAAUUUGCUGCUACAUGGGUGAACAUGCUUUGUGCAAAAAACACUCUUUAGUAUGCAAGGGUGGAAAGAGAAAUUGGCUCACUAAAAGUGCUUACCUUGAUGGAAACUUCAAAAUUCCAUACUCCAGGGCCAAUGCAAGGAUUCUCCAGACCUGCGUCAACAGGCGGCUUGCCCCGUCAGUCCUAGACAAGUCCAUUCUUAAUACCAAUACACAGAAAGUGGAGAGCUUCAACAGGCGUCUAAGGCGCUCACUGCCUAAGAAUGUCACUUUCGCACGCAACUUCCACGGUCGGGCGCACAGUGCAGCUCACAGUACAAAUAACGGCCCGGGGGAAUCCAUCAAGGUCUUAUGUGCUGGUGUGGGUGCCCCCAUCCCAGAGGGGGGAGGGUUAGUCAAUCUCUGA